AUGUUGAAAAUAUCCAUCCCACCCGAUGAUAUUGCGAGAUUGAAAAGUGUUCCGCCCGAGAUAGAUACCUACAGAGAAAUGAAUGUUGAACAAGGGAUACGUCAGACAUUUGGAGAUGAUAUUAUUAAUAAUAGGUAUAAUAUUCAAGUUUUUAUGGGCAAGCGGAUCUCUCGAUAUAACGGAGAAAAAGGGCCGGAACCGUGUAUCACGUCUGUAACUACAGGCAUGGAAAAGAUGAUGAAAAAAAUAGUAGAAAUGGCGUUAACUAAGAAUAAAGCUCAAGUUCAGGAACAGCUUGAUAGAAUCGAAAAUAAGAUCCAAAGUUUGGCCAAUAUAAUUGAAAGUAAAAAAAAACUAGGAAUUCUCACCAAUUAUCUGAUCUAUGUAGCAUGGGAAUCAGAAUAA
This is a messenger RNA of Paraglomus occultum, 405 nucleotides long. NCBI's taxonomy places the organism in Eukaryota, Fungi, Glomeromycota, Glomeromycetes, Paraglomerales, Paraglomeraceae. The record is from the annotation of a GenBank genome assembly.